CGCGGCUGCGGGGACACCUCCCGUGCCGGGAACACCUGCACCACAACACCCUGCCAGCGCCCAGGGGGCUGGGCAGGCACCGGCAGGGAGCAAAGGCUGUACCCAACAGGGCCCAGGAGAUCCUUGGAGAAAAGGAGAAUUCUCUUCCAGGUCUGUUAAAAGUGGCUCUAGGCACAGACCAGUCACAUCUCUCAGUCGAUCACGGGGUGUCUCCAAUCCUGUCCGGCACAGCGGCAGCACAUGUUAUGCAUGGACCUGUGUUCACAAUAUUUGCUCUGGGAAAGCGGUUCACUUUUGUGACUGAGGAAGAAGGAACUGAAGCAUUUUUUAAAUCUGAAGACUUAAAUUUUGAACAGGCAGUACAACAAGCUGUCAAGAAUGCAGUCUCUGUUCCUGCAGAAGCAUUUUAUCAGAACCAUGGUAAUCUCUACAGCAUGAUGAAGGGGAAAAUGAGUCCCUCCAAUCUGCACAUGUUCUCGGGCACUUUGUGUAAGGAGCUCCAUGAGCACAUGGCUCACCUGGGCACGGAGGGCACAGGUGACCUCAAUGACCUGGUAAGGCAUGUCAUGUAUCCAGCAGUGGUGAACACCCUGUUUGGGAGGGGCGUCUGCCCAACCAGUCCGAGUGAAAUCGAGGAGUUUGAAGAGCAUUUCCAGAAGUACGAUGAGGACUUUGAAUACGCUUCUCAGAUGCCCGAGUGCUUCCUGAGGAACUGGUCUAAAUCCAAAAAAUGGCUUCUAAAAUUAUUUGAGAAAGUAGUGUUGGAUGCUGAGAGGACCAACCCUUCAGAGACUGCAUCCAAGACGCUUCUACAACAUCUUCUGGAUAACUUGCAGGGAAAACAUCUAGGUCCCAAUUAUGGUCUCCUGAUGCUCUGGGCUGCCCAAGCAAAUGCUGUGCCUGUUGCAUUUUGGACCCUUGCUUUCAUACUCUCUAAUCCUGCCAUAUACAAGAAAGUCAUGGAAGACCUGGCUUCUGUUUUUGGCAAAGCAGGUAAAGAUAAACUGGAGGUCUCUGAGGAGGAUCUGAAGAAGAUCCCUUUCAUUAAAUGGUGCACUUUGGAAGCCAUACGGUUGAGGUCUCCAGGUGCAAUCACCAAGAAAGUCAUAAACCCAAUUAGAAUUAAGAAUUUCACCAUCCCUGCAGGUGACAUGCUGAUGUUGUCACCAUAUUGGUUGCAUCGGAAUCCAAAAUACUUUCCUGACCCAGAAAUGUUCAAACCUGAUCGUUGGAAAGAGGCAAAUUUAGAGAAGAAUGCUUUCUUGGACAGCUUUGUGGCAUUCGGAGGAGGGAAGCAUCAGUGUCCAGGAAGGUGGUUUGCUAUCAUGGAAAUCCAGCUGUUUGCUGUGCUGUUCCUGUACAAGUAUGAAUUUGUGCUGUUGGAUGCAGUGCCAAAGGAGAGCCCUUUACAUCUGGUGGGGACACAGCAGCCCAUGGCACCAUUACGGGUCCGGUAUAAAUGCCGGGAAUGAAAGUUGUGCAGCACUGACCUUUCUUUGCCAGCCUGCGCUGGAUGGAUGAACCACUGAGCUGCUUCCCAAGCCCACAUCUUUAAACAGGUUCUCUGCCUGCAGAGUUCCUGAUUUCAGCUUUCCAUGCUGUAUGCUGUGCCAAACCAGUGCAGUUGUACCUGUGCUCCCCGCCAGCUGCCCACCUCCCAGUGCUUCAAUCCAAGCUCCCCUGCUGCAUUCAUAAUUUGUGGGCCAGUAAUUCACAGACUUUGCAAAUCUGGUAUACUAAACUCGUCAACCAAACAUUCAGGACAAAAAGAUGCAGUGUCUGGAAAUCCUGUGUGGAAGCUGUGCCAGAACCAGUGGAGAAGCAGCUCCCUGGGGCCAGGUCACUGCUUCCUGCAGAGCACUCUAAACCAAGGCCAAAAUGGUGCCUCGUGCUAAGAAAUCACGUUGG
Messenger RNA from Ficedula albicollis (Collared flycatcher), 1908 nucleotides. RefSeq names its product 24-hydroxycholesterol 7-alpha-hydroxylase. The coding region runs from base 246 to 1472 and encodes 408 amino acids. The transcript has 13 exons. The record is from RefSeq and is a predicted model, not a curated record. NCBI's taxonomy places the organism in Eukaryota, Metazoa, Chordata, Aves, Passeriformes, Muscicapidae. Gene Ontology annotation, molecular function: oxidoreductase activity, acting on paired donors, with incorporation or reduction of molecular oxygen; iron ion binding; steroid hydroxylase activity. Gene Ontology annotation, biological process: bile acid biosynthetic process; cholesterol homeostasis.